AUGGAAGGAAGAAGAAGACCCGACAUAAUUAAAGGUUUGGUUUUCUGCAACCCACCAGAUUGCCGCCAUCAAAUAGUGGAGCUCCUUCAGAAAAGAUGCAGAUCCACCAUCGAGAAUGCACCAUCGCAACAAAUGGAGAUGUCCAUGUUACUACAAACAGUCCCAAAGCAGGAGAAUUAUACCCAAAACAGAGCUGGAGAAUUAUACCCAAAACAGAGCUCUUCACAGUGUGGAAUAAUAACAGAGCUCAGUGGAAUAUUCGCACAUCUAGCUACGAUGGUCACUCAACAAGGAAAGCUAGCUAUCAGAAUCGAUGGCAAUAUGGAUGAAUCUUUAGUUGAUGUAGAGGGAGCAUGCAGCGCUCUUCUGCAGCAUCUAGCUCGAAUUACAUCAAAUAGAUGGCUCAUGAUCAAGAUCUUCGCUGUUAUCAUAUUGUUCCUCAUUGUUUUCCUCUUCUUCGUGGCUUGA
Messenger RNA from Brassica oleracea var. oleracea, 468 nucleotides. Its product is annotated as syntaxin-31-like. Bases 1 to 468 code for a protein of 155 amino acids. The transcript has 4 exons. Lineage: Eukaryota; Viridiplantae; Streptophyta; Magnoliopsida; Brassicales; Brassicaceae. Gene Ontology annotation, biological process: endoplasmic reticulum to Golgi vesicle-mediated transport; intracellular protein transport; vesicle fusion. Gene Ontology annotation, molecular function: SNARE binding; SNAP receptor activity. Gene Ontology annotation, cellular component: Golgi membrane; endomembrane system; SNARE complex. The record is from RefSeq and is a predicted model, not a curated record.